CGCAACAAUCAGCUCUUAGCAUGGUUGCUAAAUGUGUAAGUCCUAGUAACUGGCACUUAAUGACUUAUUUUUUGAGUGUCAUUACACUAUUUUUGCUUGUUAGCAUGAGGACCCAGAGGAAGAACAUCACGUCUUGAUUAUAUAUAGUGUCGUGUUAAGAUUUAUUAAUUAUUUAUUUUGUAUUUUUGGCGUGAUAGCGCCUCUGUGUAGAGGAAAUACAUUGCUAGCACAGCUAGUUGGUGAUCCUGUCUGAGUUUGUAGUGCCAGAGGGGGAUGGAUCCUCUGGGUGCCCGCUCCCAGUUUGUGGAUAUCCAAACUCUUCCCACAUGGCAGCAGCAGCUGGAUGAGGGUGGCGAAGAGAAACGGCUGGUCCGGAGCAACAGCAUGCUAAGCCAGACGUUCCCCUCACCCUUCCCCUUCAGACCAGACAUCAACCGCAAGAUCAUCCUCUUUGCUGGCGACAUUGCCCUGCUGAACUGCACCGCCGUCGUGAACACCACCAACGAGUCACUGAGCGACAAGAACCCCGUGUCUGACAGCAUCCAUCAGCAGGCGGGGCCUGAGCUCCAAGACGAGCUGCUCAAACUCAAAGGAUGCCGGACGGGGGAGGCAAAGCUGACCAAGGGCUUUAACCUGGCAGCGCGGUUCAUCAUCCACACGGUGGGACCAAAGUACAAAACCAAAUACAGGACGGCAGCAGAGAGCUCGCUAUACAGCUGCUACAGAAACGUCAUGCAGCUGGCUACAGAGCAGUCAAUGGCAUCAGUCAGCUUCUGUGUGGUGACCACAACCAAAAGAGGUUAUCCUCUGGAGGACGCAACACACAUCGCUUUAAGGACAGUGCGGCGGUUCCUGGAGAAUCAUGGGAACAGCAUAGAGACGGUGGUGUUCGCAGUUUCAGACACAGAGGAGUCUGUGUACAAGAAGUUGCUCCCUCUGUACUACCCUCGCUCUGAGGAAGAGGAGAAGGCCUGCCUGCCUCUCAUCCCAGCUGACAUUGGCAAUUCUGAGGGCGAACCAGUCAUUCCAGAAAGACAGAUCCGUAUCGCAGAGAAACCAGGCAGCAUUGAAGAUGAAUGUGAAGAAGACAGUCUGGAGCUGGAUCUGGGUCAGGUCGGGACUCACGCCUUCGCCCGGAUGGAGGGUGAUGUAGACAAACAGCGGAAACUGAUCUUACAGGGACAGAUGUCUGAGGCAGCCAUGCAGAAACAACACCAGAGGAACUACAGUCGCUGGCUAUGUCGAGCGAGAGCAGAAGACCUGUCAGACAUUGCUGCACUGAAAGCCUUAUACCAAACUGGUGUGGAUAUAUGUGGCAGGACGGUGAUGGUUGUGGUUGGGCGAAACAUCCCUGUGACCCUCAUCGACCUUGAAAAGGCCCUGUUGUACUUCAUCCAUGUAAUGGAUCACAUCACAGUGAAGGAGUAUGUUAUGGUUUACUUUCACACACUGACCGGAGAGCAUAACCAUCUGGACUCCGACUUCCUGAAAAAACUCUACGACAUCGUUGACGCCAAGUAUAAAAAGAAUUUGAUGGCUUUCUACUUUGUACAUCCAACAUUUCGCUCAAAGGUUUCAACAUGGUUCUUCGCCACUUUCAGCAUUUCCGGCAUGAAGGAAAAGGUCCGUUACCUCGACAGUCUGCAACAACUCUUCACCUGCAUCAGGCCCGAGCAGAUCGACAUCCCUCCAUUUGUCUUGGAGUACGAUGCACGAGUGAACGGAGCCUACCAUCGUUCAGAGGCUUCCGGCCUGUGACAGGAGUCCAGUCAGCUCUCUCUGCCCAAGUGACAAAGGGUCGAAUGUCUUUUCUGGGUUGCCUGUGUGGUCUAAACUCCUCCAACCUCCUCUUUAAGGCUUUGAACCUCAGUUGGGGAAACUCUUCUUUUGUUCUGUUCCUGCCAAAAAGGACCAAAUGAACAGUCGCAGUGCACAUAUAGCACGAUGCGGUCUGGUGAGCAAUCAUUCUUACUCACCACAGACUAUUUAUGGAUCUGGUAUGGCUUCUGGAUUAUGCCUUACACCAAGAGAUCUUACUCAGUUUUCUCAUACUUCCCAAAAUAUGAAGUAUCCCGUCACAGUUGGCAUGUUACUCGAAGCCUUUCCUAUGAUGUGGUCAUAUCAGACAUCCUCGCCCAUGUCUCAGAAGAUGGCCAGACUUUUGAAAUGCUGGAGUGAGACGGGGAAGAUGAUGUCUGUUUGGAUUUCCACACCAUUUCAUUAAGAAUCGUGCAACACGGGGCGGCAGAAAGUCUGAAGUAAGGACAAACUUUGGGUUUCACUCAGCCGGAAGUUUUUCCCACCUGUUUCUACGUAUGAGAGACUGUGUUCUCCAGCAGUCAAAACUGGAAAAAUCCCAGAGAAGCAUUAACGGCGGAGAGAUUUUCUUUGAUUAAAAACACUGCAGCUCAACUAAUGUAUGCCCGCUAGCUCACUUUAACUUUACAUACCAAGGAUAAGGUUGUCUUCAUGCCUGUGUGUACAUAUGAAGCUGCAUCCAGGAGAUGGUUAGCUUAGCUUGGCACAAAAGGCUCAGUUUAAGACCUGGUUUUAGUACAGGUUACUCAGACAAGCUGUUAAGGAUCAGCCAGUUUUAGAGGUGUUAAAAGUGGAUUUUCUUACCUUUCAGCAGAGUUGGUUCAGCUGUAGCUUCAUGUACCUGUUUAAGUUCACAGAUAUUAGAGGGAGAUCCCUCUUAUCAUCCAAUUCCUGGCAGGAGAAUAAACAAACCGUCUACCAAAUGUGUCAAUCUGUUGCUGGAAGCAGUGCUGAAGUAUUUCUGCUUAGCAUUAAUGUAAAAAGCCCUGUUUGUUUUCCGGUUGGCUUUAAUGGAGGGUCUGAAAGGCAGCCGGGCAUGUGUGCAUCUACCAACCUUGUCAGCAUCGUGCCACUGAAACAGAAAUGUAACCUGCAGUUAUUUGAUCAGUGAAUUUAGGAAAACUGCUUCCACUUUCUUUGCUUCAUUGUUAUAAAUCGAAUAUUAUAAAACAAGCUCAUUUAUCGGUUUCUGGAGACUGAACGUUUUCACGGUUUCUAGAAACUUUCUAGAAUAGGCAGCAACUGGAAUUGUUAAAAAUAAAUCAGUUGUCAGUGAUGCAGGUCUAAUAAAGUAGUGCCUCUGUAAGUGCUGACGGGUUUUACGCACGUCAAAAGGGACGAGAAUGACUCAUCACCCUCACAGACCCCCACAAAGGAAAACUGAGCUCCUUUUUUUUUUUUUUUUUUUUUUGUGCGUUUGUGUCAAAAUGCUGUUACUCACUCACUGAUUCCUUUGUUCGCACAGCUUGUUCCACUUUCAUUAGUAGUUUGAUUUGUCUUGGACUACCACACGUAUGGGAUUCCAAAUCAAGCGGCGCAAACAUCGAACCUCUAAUCAGUCAUGAUGUAAGCAGACCCCAUAUGUCUGGUAGCCCAAGACUCACACUAUCACCAGUCUCUGUUUGAUGGACACCUGUCACUUUGGGGUGAGUUCACCUGUGUGUAGUUGUGUGUUCAUCCAGUCCAAACAUCUGCUUUGAUCUUGGCUCUGUUGGCAGCAUGGAAACUCUUUGGGAAGUCAUUUAACACUAGCGCACAGAGUUCAGCUUAAAACUCUGAGGUUUCAGAAACUCUAAUGUGCUGUUGGAGGAUAUGUUACUCACUCCAGGACCCUGCUUUUAAAACCAGUAAGAAAUGACCUUGUAAAGAAAACAUACACAGUCAAAUUAAACUAUUUAAUGUCUUUAAACCUCUUUUUUUCCUCAGUGCUUCGAGUUCCUUUCAGUGAAAUGAGAUUAGUGUCCCCUCCUCUGAUAAAAUGCUCCGUAUGCUUUCAGGAAAAAAAAACAAACAAAUUUAAAGGCUGAAAGUGACAUUGAGUUUCUAAAAGUGUUAAAGAAGCCUGACGUGUGUGAGGAAAAGCAGAGAUCACUGAAUUAAUUGACUUACUGUUAGAACUGUGAUUAUUUCAGAAUGUAUAAAUGAGCCAAUUUUUGAUGUCCUGAAAUGUGUAUAUAUCCUUUUUUUUUUUAUUAAAUAAUUUUAAAGUGACAUGGAGGACCUGGCUGUUGACAUCUAAGCAUGAUUUCAUUCAUGUCUACAUUUCCUGUAAUGUUGGGUUUUUUUUGGUUUUUUUUUAAACACACUGAUUAUAAGAAUGUUUUUUGUUUGUUUUUUUUCUUCUUGAUUAUUGAAAGCUCAGACUAUCCUUUUAGGAAAAAGCUGGUUGUAUUGUGAAAAGUAUUUAA
This is a messenger RNA of Archocentrus centrarchus (flier cichlid), 4226 nucleotides long. It is a transcript of the gene gdap2, whose product is annotated as ganglioside induced differentiation associated protein 2. The record is from RefSeq and is a predicted model, not a curated record. NCBI's taxonomy places the organism in Eukaryota, Metazoa, Chordata, Actinopteri, Cichliformes, Cichlidae. The transcript is spliced from 14 exons. Bases 274 to 1758 code for a protein of 494 amino acids.